CCUCAGACAUCCAGUCACUUAACCAGACAGUAAGAGCACCUGAGAGGACAUCGAAAAUGUCUGGCGUUGCAGCUAAACUUCAGCACAACCGGGACAAAUCACAAGGCAUUGGAAAGAACUCGAAUGCAGUGCCAUACUUAAACCAGAACUACAAGUCUCUGAAGCAAAGCUGCCUGCAGAGACGACGUCUAUUUGAGGAUGAAAGCUUUGAGCCACUUCCGGCAUCUUUGGGCUUCAAUGAACUUGGACCCAGUUCCUAUAAAGUACGAGGCAUCAAAUGGUUGAGACCAAAGGAUAUUGUAUCGAAUCCCAAAUUUAUCAAGCAAGAUGCUACCAGGACUGACAUAUGUCAGGGAGCACUUGGUGACUGCUGGCUCCUAGCAGCUAUUGCCUCCUUGACACUCAACAAGCAGAUUUUGUCCCGCGUUGUACCGCAUGACCAAAGUUUUGAAGAGGACUAUGCUGGAAUCUUUCAUUUUGAGUUCUGGCAGUUUGGCGACUGGGUGGAUGUGGUGGUUGAUGACCGCUUGCCCACCAGAGAUGGAGAACUGCUGUUUGUCCACUCAGAAGACGGAUCUGAGUUCUGGAGUGCCCUGCUGGAGAAAGCCUACGCCAAGUUAAAUGGAUGCUAUGAGGCCCUCUCUGGAGGGACCACCACUGAGGGGUUCGAGGACUUCACUGGCGGCAUUGCUGAGAGACAUGAACUCUCCAAGCCUGAUCCUCACCUCUUUAAUAUCAUCAGGAAGGCCCUGGACAGAGGCUCCCUUCUGGGAUGCUCCAUUGAUAUCACCAGUGCAGCUGACUCUGAAGCUGUCACAUAUCGCAAGCUGGUGAAGGGUCACGCCUACUCGGUGACAGGAGCUGAGCAGGUGAAGUACAGAGGAGGCAUGGAAAAGCUGAUCAGAAUUCGAAAUCCAUGGGGUCAGGUGGAGUGGAAUGGAGACUGGAGUGACAAGUCCUCUGUGUGGAGAUCUAUAAGCGAUGAGGACCGCCAGAGGUUGACCAACCGCAGAGAAGAUGGGGAGUUCUGGAUGUCAUUUUCUGACUUCCUGAGAGAAUAUUCCCGGCUGGAGAUCUGUAACCUCACACCUGAUGCCCUAACAUCGGAGUACAGGAAGUGGGCGGAGAUAGAGUUUGAAGAAACGUGGAGAAUCGGAGUUUCUGCCGGUGGCUGCAGAAACUACCCAAAUACCUUCUGGACAAAUCCUCAGUUUGUCAUAAAACUAGACGAGAUGGAUGAUGACCCCUAUGACGGAAAGGACGGCUGCACAUUCAUUGUGGGUUUGAUGCAGAAGGACAAGCGCCGCAGGAGAAAAAUGGGGGAGGACAUGGAAACCAUUGGCUUCCUCAUGUAUGAGCUCCCUAAGGAGUACUGGGGCGCCAAGCAAGUGCACCUGAAGAAAAAUUUCUUCUUGGCUAAUCGCUCAGCUGCGCGCUCUGAGACCUUCAUCAAUCUCCGGGAGGUGUGCAGCCGUCAUCAUCUACCCCCCGGGGAAUACCUCAUCGUUCCCUCCACCUUUGAGCCCAACAAGAACGGAGACUUUUACAUAAGGGUGUUCUCUGAGAAACCGGCGAACUUUCAGGAGAUUGACGAUCCAGUUGACUGCCAUGUUGAACAGAUUGAUAUCGAUGAAAGCGAUAUUGAUGACAGGUUCAAGAGACUGUUUGGACAGCUGGCCGGACAUGAUGUGGAGAUUUCUGCCUUUGAGUUGCAGAGAAUCCUCAACAAAGUGGUGGGAAAGCGCGGAGACAUCAAAACUGACGGGUUCAGCCUGACUACGUGCCGCAACAUGGUCAAUCUGCUUGAUAAAGAUGGAAGCGGCAAACUAGGACUGGUGGAGUUUAAGAUUCUGUGGACCAAGAUUGAAAAGUUUUUGGACAUUUACCGGGAAAAAGAUGCUGACAAUAGCGGAUGCAUGAGCUCUGCCGAAAUGCGGUCAGCUGUGGAAGUCGCUGGUUUCUCACUCAACAACGCCUUGCACCAGAUCAUUGUUGCUCGCUACAGGGAACCAAACUACACCAUAGACUUUGACAACUUUGUGUGCUGCCUAAUCCGCUUAGAGUCGCUUUUCCAUGCAUUCAAAUCCAUAGACAGCGGUUCUGGUGUGAUAGAAUUGAAUUACUUUCAGUGGCUGGAAUUAUCCAUGUUGUAGAGGAGCUGCUCAGACUGAAGAUACAAAAAAAAAAAAAUGAAUGAAAAGAAUCACCACCACCACCAGCAGCUGCUCUUUAAGUUGGAGUUUGCAGUUUUAAAACCACUAGGAAAACUCGAAUGUAUCCUGCAUCCAGGUUAUUUUUCGGUGUCUGUGUCACGAGCGCGAUUCUCACACUUGCUCGUUCAUCAUGGCAUGCACUGAUGAAAAUGCAGUUGUGAUGGACAAAAUGGCCGCGCUCAUACUCAGCAAACAUUAGCACUGUAAAUAAGCCAACGUUAACCACGACUGCUACAUUGGUAGCAAUACUUAUUCAUAUUCAUUAUUAAAAUUAGAACACUUAAUGUUGUCCUUUUGAAAGUGUAUUGUUAGGAAUUAAUGAAAAAUUAAUUACAAAUCAAAAACGAGUUAAAGAUUACCUGUCCAACAGCAACGUUGCUAUUUUGGCGCUUCUUCAGAAUCCUGCCUGAGGUUCCUUGAGGACCCUUGUUUUGGCUCGUCUCAUCUGUACUUGUUAGAAAAUAAGGGAUGGGCCUUUUUUUUCCUUUUAUAAUUUCUCAGAGGUGGAUAUUUCCCCAUAGUUUCAGCAAAGCUCUUAAAGCCCCAGCUAAUAGACCAGAAUGAGUCUGCGGGGGUGUGCCGGAGAGUAGCAAAAAACGUGGCGCAAGUGGACGUCAAAUGAUUGACACUUUGUCCUAUAGGUGACGACGUCUGUCUCACGUUGGUGGUUCUUCCUUCGGUGUAGUUGUUUCAGAUGAAAUAGGUAUAAGAUGGGGUCAGAUAGUGAUUAUUAUUAUACUUUUUUUCCACAGAUCACUUUUUACUAAUACAAUAUUGUCCAGCUGAAACCGACAGUUUUAACAAAUAUAACUGAAAGGUUGAAACAAAUAUGGCAAGGAUUUUUUUUUAACUGCAGACUACCCCUUUUAAUGAAUAUUUGGUUUGUUUUUGAAUCCAUUAUCCUUUGGAUAUGGUUUGUGACUUAAUUUGAGAGAACAUUAUUAGUUACUCUACAAAGUACGCAAUGUACCACAAUAUUAUUCCGUUUAUUCAAUAAAGAUAUUUUGAGAGCUUCA
Hippocampus zosterae (dwarf seahorse) is the source of this 3229-nucleotide messenger RNA. Its product is annotated as calpain-2 catalytic subunit-like. The record is from RefSeq and is a predicted model, not a curated record. NCBI's taxonomy places the organism in Eukaryota, Metazoa, Chordata, Actinopteri, Syngnathiformes, Syngnathidae. The coding region runs from base 57 to 2153 and encodes 698 amino acids. Gene Ontology annotation, molecular function: calcium-dependent cysteine-type endopeptidase activity; calcium ion binding. The transcript has 21 exons. Gene Ontology annotation, biological process: proteolysis. Gene Ontology annotation, cellular component: cytoplasm.